AUGGUGCCCGUUGUCGCGACACCCACGCCAAAUACCUAUGUCCAUCCUCCCAACGGCAUUUGCACUGACUACACCAUCACUGAGCAAACCAACUCAUCCGAUGCCAUUUGGGGUCUUCCUAAGUUUCAAACAAACUUCGACAUCGCGUACUUUCUCUUCAACAGCACAAGGAAGGACUCCCAGGUCAGCACAGUCCCGCCCAUUUCCGGUUACCAGAACAGAACGAACAACUACACCGUUUCGGCGACAUUCUGUUCCCCUCAGAAGCCGGGGAGCAGUAAAGAGACAACAGUCCUUGUAGCGACGCACGGCCUCGGAUAUGAUGGGCGUUACUGGGCAUCCUCAUACAAGCCUGAAGAAUACAGCUUCGCUCAAUAUGCGCUCGAGAAUGGUUACUCGGUCUUUUGGUAUGAUCGAGUGGGAACUGGACGUUCACAAAUAGUGUCAGGAUAUGAAAAUUCGGUCAAUUAUCAGGCUGAGAUUUUGGCGCAGAUCGUCAGGAAAAUGAAGAUCGGAGCAUAUACUGGGAACGUCACAGCCAGUAAGGUCGUGGCUGUCGGUCAUUCGAUGGGCUCCAGGAUAUCGAAUAUUGUACUGUCCAAGUACGGGGAUCUUGUCGAUGGUGCCGUUCUCACUGGAAUGGCGUUAGGUAAUGAUUCGAUCGAUCCAUUCCCCUUAGCUGCGGUAAUCCCGCGCUUCCUGUCCACCGCUUUCCGCCCACGCCUCGCAGACACCGAUGGCCAUGACUUCGUUCGUGAUACCGGCUACGCCGACUUCGGUGACAUAUAUGCGCAUGCACAGCUGUUCUUCCGGGCGCCCUACGACAUCUCGACCGUCGAAUACGCGCAAUCGAUUCGUCAGCCUCUCUCUUUGCUGGAGUUCUUGAGCGUUUCGGCGUUGAAUUACCAUGCUCCAUCCUUCACGAAGCCGAUUAUGCUCACGACUGGCGAAAAUGACUUUCUAGUUUGCGGGGGCAACUGCACAACUUCGUUCUACCAGGUCGGGGAGCAAGCUUCCACUUAUUCUCACGCGCAGGUUAUUGAGACUUACCUUCACCCACACGCGGGGCACGGCACCAAUUUCGCAACCAAUGCCACAGGGUUCUAUGGUGAGAUUAUGUCCUUUUUAGACAGGAAUAUUUGA
Exophiala bonariae is the source of this 1143-nucleotide messenger RNA. RefSeq lists its product as uncharacterized. The record is from RefSeq and is a predicted model, not a curated record. Lineage: Eukaryota; Fungi; Ascomycota; Eurotiomycetes; Chaetothyriales; Herpotrichiellaceae. The transcript is spliced from 4 exons. The coding region runs from base 1 to 1143 and encodes 380 amino acids.